AUGGUUUCCUUUCUCUUCUUUUCUCUCCUCUUUUCCUUCCUCCACUUCACUUCGUCCCACCCUUCCAUCGGAAUCACCUACUCCGCCCCUUCCACCACCAACUCAACCGCCGUUCCUCCUCCACCGGACAAGAUUGCAUCCAUCAUCUCCGCCCUCAAGAUCACCAGCGUCCGACUCCCAGACCCAGGGCCGUCUCUCAUUGAAGCUUUUUCAUCCACCAACACUUCCCUUUUCCUCUCCAUCUCGAACCCUCUCAUCCCUACUCUCGCCUCCAACCGCUCCGUCGCACUCGGCUGGCUCCGUCUCCAUGUCCUCCCUUUCUACCCUCGUUCCAAAAUCACCCUCAUCUCCGUCGGCAACACAGUUCUCAAUUCCACACACGUAGAAGACUUCUCCCCUUUCAUUCUUCCGGCGAUGAGGAACCUCCACCGGGGACUUCGCGAUAACGGCAUCGGUAAAAUCCGAAUCUCCACCACUUUCGCUUUCUUCUCCACGAUCACCACCGCUUUCCCGCCUUCCUCCGCCGUGUUCAAACAAUCAGCCGGAGACCUCAUCAUAAAACCUAUACUCCAGUUCCUGGAACAAACGAAUUCCUCCUUUCUUAUCAACCUCUAUCCCUACAAUCUUUUUCACCUCAACACCGAAAUCCCAAUCGGAUUUGCUUUAUUCCAAGACAACCCUUUCAACUUCCGAGACGAUUUCGUCUCUGGGAUCAGGUAUUUCAACCUGUUCCCGAUGAUGGCGAACGCAGUGUUAACAGCCAUGAAAGCGAUGGGGUACGAGAACAUCCCGCUGGUCGUGGCGGAAACAGGGUGGCCGAGCAGCGGAAGUGAGGCUGAGGCAAAUGGGGUUUACGCAGAGAUGUACUUAAAGGGAUUGUUUAGGCAUUUGAAGUCGGGAGCUGCGACGCCAUUGAAGAAAAAUGGAUUGGCGGAGGUUUAUGUUUAUGAGUUAAUGGAUCAUCAUGGUGGGAGAAAUGAAAGAGGAGGCGAAUGGGGUAUAUUAUCAGAAAAUAUGAAAAUGAAAUACGAUGUGGAGUUCUCAGGUGGAGCUAAGAAUUGUGGGUUGGUGGCCAUUUGGUUUUCAAUUUGUCUGGUUAUCGCUUCCAUGGCAUUUUGCUGA
Molecule: messenger RNA, 1122 nt
Organism: Hibiscus syriacus
Lineage: Eukaryota; Viridiplantae; Streptophyta; Magnoliopsida; Malvales; Malvaceae
Product: glucan endo-1,3-beta-glucosidase-like
Exons: 1
Coding region: 1-1122 (373 amino acids)
Biological process (GO): carbohydrate metabolic process
Cellular component (GO): plasma membrane
Molecular function (GO): hydrolase activity, hydrolyzing O-glycosyl compounds
Source: RefSeq, a predicted model, not a curated record